UAUAAUCUUCUCCAUCUCCACUCCUCGGAAAUUCAGGGCUCUACUCAAAAUUCAGCUCUCACUUUGUUUCUCUAUCCAACAACACCCACACGCACACAUUGAGCCCUUUUCUUUCCCUUAAAACAUAAGCAACACCACCAUUGUUGAUUUGUUUUACUAUUGUUUUCUUGAUCAAUAACAGGAUUGGUCAUUUCUUGAUCUCUUUCUUUAACACAAAGAAAUGGCUUCGCCGCCCCACACAAGCAAGACCCUAAAGCUAGAGCGUUACAAUAACUACCUUCGCAGGCUACAUAGCACAAAGGUGCUGAAUGCAUCUUCAAAACUCAUCUUCCGUGUUACGCUUCUUAUUGCUCUUGUCUUGAUUCUCUUUUUUACCCUUAAUUACCCUCCACUCUCUGAUAAAAAUCCCAAUCAUGCCCAUCUCCACCACCACAACUUCCUUUCCGCUGCCCUUUUCACCUCCUCAGCUGGCGGUGAUGCCUGGGAGAAACAAGUCCGCCACUCCUCCACUCCAAAAAAGCCAAAUGGGCUCUCGGUUUUAGUAACUGGGGCAGCUGGUUUUGUUGGCUCUCAUUGCUCUAUUGCUCUAAAGAAAAGAGGUGAUGGGGUUCUUGGUUUAGACAACUUCAACAGUUACUAUGACCCUUCACUUAAAAGAGCAAGACAAAAGCUUCUAUUGAAAAACCAAGUUUUCAUUGUUGAAGGUGACUUGAACGAUGCCUCAUUGUUAACAAAGCUUUUUGAUGUUGUUCCCUUCACGCAUAUACUCCAUCUUGCAGCACAAGCUGGGGUUCGUUAUGCCAUGCAAAACCCACAAUCCUACGUGAGUUCAAACAUUGCAGGUUUUGUCAAUCUUCUUGAAGUUGCAAAAACUGCAAAUCCACAGCCGGCUAUUGUGUGGGCAUCCUCAAGCUCAGUUUAUGGGUUAAACACUCAAGUUCCUUUCUCUGAAUUGGAUAGAACAGACCAACCAGCAAGUCUUUAUGCAGCUACCAAGAAAGCAGGAGAAGAAAUUGCACAUACUUAUAAUCAUAUUUAUGGUCUUUCACUCACUGGAUUAAGAUUCUUUACAGUCUAUGGUCCAUGGGGUAGACCUGAUAUGGCUUAUUUCUUUUUCACGAAAGAUAUCUUGCAAGGCAAACCAAUUGAUGUGUAUCAAACUCAAGAUAAGAAGCAAGUAGCUCGUGACUUCACUUAUAUUGAUGAUGUUGUCAAAGGGUGUCUAGGGGCUUUGGACACCGCGGAGAAAAGCACAGGAAGCAGUGGCAAAAAGAAAGGACCUGCCCAAUUGAGAGUUUACAAUCUUGGCAAUACCUCGCCAGUUCCUGUUGGGAAAUUGGUGUCAAUAUUAGAAGGCUUACUGAGUACAAAAGCAAGGAAGCAUGUGAUCAAGAUGCCAAGGAAUGGGGACGUGCCUUACACACAUGCUAAUGUCACUCUGGCAUACAGGGAUUUCGGAUACAAACCUACCACGGAUUUAGCUACUGGGUUGAGAAAAUUUGUAAAGUGGUACGUUGAUUAUUAUGGGAUUCAGACAAGGGUCAAGAAGUAUAGUGAUAUCAACAGUGAGCAUCCCGAGGAAUCAGCUUAAGGUCCAUGAUCAUCGCCAUCAUCACAUGGUUUUGUCUUUUCUCUUUCCUUUUACCCUUUUUGUGAAUUAAAUGAAUUCUACUUUUUUUCUCUUCUUCUGGUCGAGGCAUUGUUCUGGUCCUUUGAUGUAUUCGAUCAAGCUGUGGCAAGCUGCUGUUGAUAUUGUAGCAUAUAGAGAUAGAUUUGACACAAAGGAAGAAGAAGGGGGAAAAAAGGAUUCAAGAGAGUGAAAAGGGCAGUGGGGGACAAGGUGUAGAUCUGUGAAUUCGGGGGUAUGAGACUGCUCAAAAGGGGAUGCAGAUCUCAGCCAUUAGAUUCAUAUGAAAGAAAUUUGUGAUUGGACAACAAUGAUCACAUUAAGAUUCUUUCUUCUUUUCAAUUAUUUCGAUGCUUU
This is a messenger RNA of Populus euphratica (Euphrates poplar), 1984 nucleotides long. Its product is annotated as UDP-glucuronate 4-epimerase 6-like. The coding region runs from base 221 to 1591 and encodes 456 amino acids. The transcript has a single exon. The record is from RefSeq and is a predicted model, not a curated record. NCBI's taxonomy places the organism in Eukaryota, Viridiplantae, Streptophyta, Magnoliopsida, Malpighiales, Salicaceae.